Rosa rugosa (rugosa rose) is the source of this 1771-nucleotide messenger RNA. RefSeq names its product probable protein phosphatase 2C 32. Gene Ontology annotation, biological process: protein dephosphorylation. Gene Ontology annotation, molecular function: protein serine/threonine phosphatase activity. The record is from RefSeq and is a predicted model, not a curated record. The coding region runs from base 147 to 1469 and encodes 440 amino acids. The transcript is spliced from 5 exons. Lineage: Eukaryota; Viridiplantae; Streptophyta; Magnoliopsida; Rosales; Rosaceae.
ACAUUCAUUGUCUGAAAGCCAAGACUUUUCUUCUUUGAUCAAUAAAAUUCAUCUCAUGCAAUACUAGUACACACAAAGUUUUCCAGGAAGCAGAUUAAAGAACAGUGAGCAAGUUAGCUAUCUUCAGCACACAAAGUUUUACGAGAAUGGUAGACUUAUUAUUACAAGUUCUUCUAUGGAGUUUCUAUCUCCUCUCUCUUGUUCUACACCUUUUUGAAGACCUGAAAAAAUUAGCCUUUUCCAUAGCUCUAACUCUCAACUCUUCUCCUUCAGCAUCUACUUUGUCACGGUAUCUCUCUUGGGUUGGGUCUCUUUUUGCGAGAAUUCAGAGCAUUUACCAUCACACCCAAGGCCAGAUCAGGUCGAAUGUAAAAAGGUGGGUUUUUGAGCAGCAUGGUGAAGAAAACUAUGAAGCAAAGAAUUUGGCACAUAUCAUAAGCUGCCAAGACAGUAACAGUAAGAUGAAAGAAAAGAAUGAAGAUAAAAAAGGUAUGCAUGAAAUACUGCAUAGUUCACAAAAGAAGUCUGGUCUUUCGGGUAAUAGAGGGAGUGCUAUCAAUAGUAAGUUGCGAAUGAGGCCUGCGAAGCUGUUUGUGCCGGAUUUUUGUCCAAGGCAGGAGUUCAUUGAAAUGGGACUAAAGAAGUUGAAAGAGGACAAAAAGGAAUUUGAGGUGGAAGGGAGGGAUUUCUGCUUGGCAAGUAAGAAAGGUGCUAGAAGGGAGUUCAUGGAAGAUGGGCACAGAGAAAUGGUUGAUAUAAUGGGAGAUCCCAAGCAGGCAUUUUUUGCUGUGAUCGAUGGGCACGGAGGUUGUGCAGCUGCUGAUUAUGUAGCUGAAAAUUUAGGGAAGAACAUUAUGAAAGAGCUUGAACAUGUUGGAGAGGAUCAAGAACAUGAAUUGCAGCAGGCUAUUCGCCAAGGCUACUCAGUCACAGACAAGGGCUUCCUUAGUCAGGGUGUGAGCAGUGGAGCAUGUGCAGCCAGUGUGGUGUUGAAGGAUGGAGUGCUACAUGUAGCGAAUGUAGGAGAUUGUAGAGUAGUUUUGAGUAACAAAGGAGUAGCAGAUGUAUUAACAAAAGACCACCGUUUGAGUAGUGAAGAUGAGCGUCUCCGAAUCGAAAACACUGGUGGCUUUGUGCAACAUUGCCGCAACGGAGUUUGGAGACUUCAAGGCUCACUUGCAGUUUCUAGAGCAAUUGGGGAUCAACAUCUGAAAGAUUGGGUCAUUUCCGAACCAGAAACUAAAACGAUUCCUCUAACUUCAGAUUGCGAGUUCUUGCUAAUGGCUUCGGAUGGCUUGUGGGACAAGGUAGAUGAUCAAGAGGCAGUGAAUGUGGUUUUAAAAGAGAAGGACUCACUGAAGUCUUGCAAGAAGCUUGUGUAUAUGUCUUCAAGCAGAGGGAGCAUGGAUGACAUAACUGUUAUGGUGAUCAACCUUCGAAGCUUUUUGGCAGCUGAUCAUCUUCCGUGAAUAACAUCAUGAGGUGUAUAUAUGGUGGAGGGUAGAAGAACAGCAGAUUUCAAAUUGCAUUGCAGAAGAUGCAAAUUUCAGAUUUUCAUACGAUUGACGACUUGACGUCGGUUUUCCCUUUGCGUAGAUGUGUGAUUCUCAUGAACGAAUUAGAAAAUGGCCGAAAUCAAAAUUUUGUACAACAUUCUAGCCAAAUUAAUAUAUUCAUUCAUUAAUUUGUUUUUGUCAUUUCAGACGAUAAAAUCCACCUUAAGAGAUGAAUUCUUCCCAAUUCUUAUCCAUUAAUAUAACGAUUUGAGGAU